Molecule: messenger RNA, 6351 nt
Organism: Balaenoptera musculus (blue whale)
Lineage: Eukaryota; Metazoa; Chordata; Mammalia; Artiodactyla; Balaenopteridae
Gene: ANKRD33B
Product: ankyrin repeat domain 33B
Exons: 5
Coding region: 201-1655 (484 amino acids)
Molecular function (GO): protein binding
Source: RefSeq, a predicted model, not a curated record
CCCCUAAGGGCUUUCUCCAGCCUCCAGCGACUGGAGUCCUGGAGCGCAGCCGCCGGGCGCGCGUUUCCGCCGAGCUGGGGCGCGCAGAGCAUUGCUUUUCUGGGGCCGCAAGAGACAAGAGGCGGUGACCUCGGUGCGCGCCCCGCGUCCCCGGCUCCCGGCCAGCUCCCCGGCCCCCGGCCCGCGCCCCGGCCGCCAGCAUGGUGCUGCUGGCCGGGCCCGGGCCGGAGGGCGGCGGGGCACGCCGCGUGUCCCCGCAGUCGCCGUCCCCACCCCGGGACGCGCAGGCCGGGGAGGACCCAGCUGACUUCGAGGAGUACGAGGACUUCUCGAGUCUGCCCGACACCCGCAGCAUCGCCUCGGACGACUCCUUCUACCCUUUUGGAGGCGAGGAGGAGUACAGCUCCGUGAGCGCGGAGAGCGUCCCGGAGGCCGUCCCGGAGGCGGCGACCCUCCUGCGCGCCGCCUGCGCCAACGAUGUGGGGCUGCUGAGGGCGCUGGUGCGGCGGGGGCCCAGCGCCGAGGAGGUGCAGGAGACCGACCGCAACGGCCGGACCGGCCUCAUUGUCGCCUGCUACCACGGCUUUGUGGAUACUGUGGUGGUCUUAGCAGACUGCCCCCACGUUGACGUCAACUGGCAGGACAGCGAGGGCAACACGGCCCUGAUCACGGCUGCACAGGCAGGGCACGUCACCAUCACCAACUACUUGUUGAACUAUUUCCCCGGUCUUGACCUUGAAAGGAGGAACGUGUUUGGGUUCACGGCCCUGAUGAAAGCCGCCAUGCAGGGCCGGACGGAGUGCAUCCGAGCCCUGAUGCUAGCAGGGGCAGAUGUCCACGCCAGGGACCCUCACCGCAGGAUGUCGUGCCAGGAGUGGGCUACUUACACGGGACGGUUUGAAGCGGUCCACGUCAUCCAGAGGCUGCUGGAGCGACCCUGCCCAGAGCAGUUUGGGGAACAGUACAAGCCAGAGCUGCCGCUGGCCCCCGAGGCGGGUCCGAAGCCUGCGGGCUCCAAGAACUGCUUGCAGAGGCUCACCGAGUUUGUGCGGUCCAUACUGACCUCCCGCUUGCGCCAAGGCCUGGAGGAUGGGGGCGUCCUGGACCACAUGGUCAGGAUGACCACGAGCCUCUACAGCCCCGCCGUGGCCGUCGUCUGCCAGACCAUGUGCCCCGAGAACCCCCCCUGUGUGGGGAAAAGGCGGCUGGCGGUGCAGGAGAUCCUGGCGGCACGGGGGGACCUGGCCACGCAAGCCCAAGAGAGGGACAAAGCGGAGGGCACCGAGCAGCGAUUCCGGACCUCCCAGGCCGCGGGGGUCUCCAGAGAGGGGGCCCCCAGAGCCAGCUCCACGUCUUCCCAGCUGCCAGCUGCCCCGCGGAAGGCCAGCCUCCUGUCCCUGCAGCUGCUGCGGCGGAGCAGCGUGCGGCCGGGCGUGGUCAUCCCCAAGGUGCGCGUCAGCAAGGCGCCGGCGCCCACCUUCCAGCCCGAGCGGGCGCCGAAGGGCAGCACCAAGGACAGCGCCCACCUGCAGCUCCCCAAGUGGCGGUACAAGGAGGCCAAGGAGGAAAGAAGGAAGGCGGAAGAGGCAGAGAAGCAGCGACUGGCCACGGCGCAGAAGGAGAAGCGGGCACCGUCCUGGAGGAAAAGGACGUGAGUUCACCCUCAUGGUGACUUUGUUGACUUUCCAAGAUGUCGGGACUUUGGCAGAGCAUGUAUGUGAUUUGCCCCGGGCCCUGAGCUCUCCGAGGGAGUUAUCUCCAAAGCACUGAGAAAUUCUAAUGAAUCUCUGGCCAUCCGGGUUGCAGAGUCUCUCUCACGUAUGCACUACCAACAGCACUUUAUUUAAAUAUUAUCCUGUUCAGAAGCCAUAGAUUUAAAAUAUUACAGACCAGUUUGGAAGCUCUUUAUUAUAAACCUAGAUUCGCAGGGGAAAUCGCACUCCCUGGCUAUGCGGUAAAGAACACCUGUCUGUCUCAUUAUGUGGGCGGGGUAGCGCCGGCUCCCCCUCUUCCCCCCCAUCCUUCAGAAUUGAGCAUCUCACACUCACCUUCCCCAGAAUCUCAAUAAACAGACCGUCAGGCUGCACCCAGACUGGUGGGAGACGGGCGUGACGAUAACACAGCUCUUAAAGUCAGAUUUUAGUGAGUUCCUCCCUCAUCCCAGAAGGGCGCAAGAAGAAUGGCACAGAGGUCUGGACCCACUUUGAGCAUCACUGAUAUAGUUGGCUGUUGGGUCACUUUCGUGCCUAAGAGUUGAGGUUGGCCAAGUCCCCUUGGAUGAGAUGAAGGCUGGUCCCCGAGGUGGAGAGAAACACCCGUUUCCCUGACAGUCCAAUCCAUAUCCUUUGAGAUCAUUUUUGUGUUUAUGUAUUUUCGUUGCUUUGAAUGGUUGGCUGCAUUUUUCUCACCAAGGGUUCAGCCCUCCUCCCUCCCCUCCAGUGUCGGUCAGGGAUGGGGCACUGAUGAGCAAUGUCCCCCCCCCAGCUCUGUCACCAUAUACAUUCCCUGCUGACCCCUUUGCCUCCUUUUUUCCUUAUUUGCUUUUUCUUUGUUUUGCCUGUUUCCUGCUCCAGAUUUAGCUAAAUGCCUUGAUCAUCCCUGGCCCCACUACUCUGAGAUCUAAAAAGGGCGGAAGAGCAAGGCAAUGCUGAGAGAUCAACAGUGUCCCUGUGGAAUUAUCAUGUCGUGCCCUCCAAACACCCAAGAGUGAAUGAACAGCAGAUUCCGCCAGCUGCUUCCGUGCAGAAUGUUGGCACAACUCCCCCACCUCCACCCCGCACUUUCCCCCUUUUUUCUCUUUCGGGAGGGAGACUUGGUUUGCUCUCCUAACAGGCGAUAGCACCGCCCUGCCGUACAGAGCAGGCGGGAUCCGGUGUCUGCUUGCGCUCCUGAUGUCUAUUAACUGUAAAUAGUGAAUCUCAACUUGACAGGUACCCUCUCAGGGAUUUAUAUAUAAAUACAGUUAGGGGAAAAGCUGAAGUCUAUUUUAAUACUUUUUAGCAUCUGAGUGCGUUAUGAUUAAACUAGAUAGAAGAAAUAUUUCUAAGACAAUGUCAGUGCUGCUGUUUUCUGGGGAGAGGCCUGGGAAUCACCCCUCGUGUUGAGAUUUCUUGAUUAGUAGAAACUCGGGACUCUGGCAGCUGAAAUGGCUUUGGAGUGGAUGUGAAGUCACUUCAGUGCCUCUCAGUUGCCUCUUGUGGAUGUGAACCCUUGUAUCAAAAAAAAAAAAAAAUUCAGCCUUUAUGUACGUAGAGACGGCUGUGACAGCACAGAUGGACCAUUCAUCGCUUUCACCUCUACAGCUGCUUCCUCCCUAUCUGAUCCAGGGGUGUGUGGUGUGACGGUGACAGUGUUUUCUAUCUGCUUAUGUGAAUCGUGUUCUACAGUCAGCCGAGCGCCAAGCUCACCGCUGGGAGGGGGGAGGGAAAAGCUGGAAUGACCGCGGUGUUCAGAGACUUCGCGUGUCCUUGGCUACCUUUGAGAAAUGCAACACACGACAUUGUGGACCUUCGUGACUUUUUCUGCAGCACCUCCCCACGAGCUCCUGGUGGCACUAGAGGCCUCAGAAAUAGGGUCGGAAAUUGCAGUAGUUCGUCAUCUCAACUUCGGGCACUCCUGCUACUCGCUCAUUCUGCAGUGGGGGACAGAGUUCGUGAUGUCAGUUGGAAAGUGGGAUUUGUGGAUGCAGGGUGACCAGUCCAGGCCGCCUCUGCCCACUUCCUUCCGUGCUGCGGGCGGCCAGGUCUCUGGAAGUCCACUGGGUGGAGAUGAGGCUGUGAAACAAUCCCGUGAGGUGGGCCACACCCCAGUCCUGAAGUGGAUGCAAAGCCUGCUGUCUCCAGGGAAGAAUCAUGGGUACCGAGUUACUAUGAAGAAAAGCACCCCUGAGGGGUCGUUAAACGAGCUAAGACUAAGAAGUAGGGACGAUCUGACUCUUGCAGCCUCUGGCAGGAUCACUGUAUUCCCCGCUCGUCCACGCUGCGUUAAGGCGGAGACUGUCUUCUCAUCAUUCACUGGAGCUUGCUCCGCGAAAGGAGUCCUAGCCCUGACGGAUGUCAGGUGCAGUGCUUACCCCCAGGUUCACUUGGAGACCUGUGCUCGCUCAUUUCCCAUCCUGAUACAAUGCAGGUACUCGCUGCAGUGCUAAGAUUAUCAGGAACUGUUUUAAGCUGCUAGUUGAAAUCCGUCUUUUGUAGGAUGAGGUGCUGACACUUUUUCUUUUUCACAGUAUUUGGGGAAAUCCUAACGCGCUACCCAAGUAUUCCCUCGCGAGCCUUUCCGUCCCACGUGGGUAACUGUUUGGAUUCUGCAUUCGGCUGUGGGUGCCCGGCUCACAGGAUCCCUCAGGGCUCUGGUCUGUGUGUCUGGUUUCCUUGGCGGCAGGCUCACGCUGGGCCCCUUUCAGCCGGGCCUGGCGGACCAUGGUCUUCUGGGGAAGGAAUGGCAGAAGACCCAUCACGCCUGAUGCUCAUAAAACAACAAAGUCCCAUUUGCGACAACAGCUGGCAUUGGGCACAUAAUCACGGCAGCGGGAGGGAGGGCUGUUGCCACGAAGAACUUAACAGCAAACCAGCUCUUCCUGCAAACGCUGGUUGCCGCCCUCUCCAUGCGUUUAGACUUUGUUUCAGACGUCCGUGUGACGCUUGAAUCAGCUACUUGUGGCUGUGCCCUUGAAUCCACAUGUUUCUUCAUUAACAUUUAAAAUAAGUGGCUAAAAAAAUUCCUCUGGAGGUUUUUUAUUUUAAAGAAAUAGAAAAAAACAAAAAACCACCACUGCCUGGUUUGAUGUAGCUCAUUUCUGAGGGACUCAGUUGAAUGCCAGGGCUGCGUGCAAAGUCUCUCCUUCCCCUGACCCAGCCUGAACUAAGGCUCAUGUGAAAGGCACAGCCCUGCGGUGCUCUGAUGGUCCUCAGCUGCAAGUGGAGGUGUGUGAUGUGAUGUGAUGAGUGCACACACACACACACACACACACACACAGGAAGGAGUCCGGGCUUUGUGCUCACAGACGGGACUGCCAUUGUGGGUCCCAGUAAUGUCUGGUGUGACCUGAUUGGAUGGCAUGUAGUGGAGGGUGGGACAGCCCAAGACCCCCACUGGGAGGACUCCAGUGUGUCCACUGCGGCACAGGACACAGCCAGUGUGUCAUAACGCAGGUCUUGUCGAAAGGUGGUGUUGGCCAGGGCGGCUCAUGUAGGAGCUCCUGGGCGAGGUUGUGUAGCCGGGCCUGGGCCGUCGCUCUGCUGUUGGCUGCCUCCUUGGCAUGGAGGGGCAGAAUCCAGAGGGGAUGCUUGGGGACCUCCACCAGGCAUUCACCCCAUGGCACCAGGCUAACCACAGAAUCAGCGUCUUACCCUGCGGAGGCACUGAGAUCUUCCCAAGUCUGCCCAAGUAUCAGUACUCUAAUUAAUCAACGCUAACACAGUUUGGUUUUUGAGAGAAUCAUUUCAUCAUAAUGGGACACCUUUAUAUUGUUUUUGAAGAACAUGAAGACAAGAAACAAAAUGAAGCCAGCGGUUGCAGGCACGGCAGUGGCCUGUGUUGAUUCGAUGCUUUAUGAAAUUUUGGGAGGUCGCAUUGAAGCACUUUAACACCAGUUUUUGAGCAGAAGUUCUAGAAGCUGGUUUGGAACCUCACAGCUCUGUCAAACAGGAUGAAAACCAGGAAAGGAUGCUAUAAACCUGGCCAUGUUACCAGCAACCCUGUGAGCCUCUCGGCCAUCCUAAGGAAUUUGAAUACUAGACCCCAUUCAAACAAACAGGCAAAGCUAAUCUCAUUGAAAUUCUCUUCAUUCAAAUCCUUGUUCUGCCUCACAUGUAUUGGGUGUCUGAGAAUGUGUAUUUUUAACAAGGGUGACUAAGAAAAUUGUAUGGACUCUGCACAGGUGCCAGGUUUCAGGUUAUGUCAUGUUGGUAUAAGCUUUGUUUUCUGAAUGUAAAACUAUUUUCAUUGUCAUUUCUAAAAAUCCCGUAGAUUUCCGGAUAUUGUAAAAAUGUUGAAUAAGGAUAUAGGUGUGUAAAUUUCAUAGUGUUUUAUUUUGAGGUGAGAGUUUUGUUACAGUUUAUAAAAGAUAUUUUUCUAUUUAGACCUCAGGGCUAUUUGGGGACCUACAAAUAAAUGUGACCCCAGCAGUUUCAAUUCUUGAUAUCCAAACGGUUAAUAAUCAUCUUUAAGUUAAAUAGGAUAUAUUAUUCAGCAGAAAGAAUGUGUCUUUCCCUUUUAGCUUCUCUUUUAACAAACUCUGUAUCUAAAGUUUAAAACGUGUAGCAAAAAGGAUGUGGGUCAUGUAAAAAUGUGGGGAAAUUGUGGCUACGGAAUUUAAAAUCACUUGUGAAAUAAAGUCUUAUGGUACAA